ACAAAGUAAUAUCAUAAAAAAUUUCAACCCCACAAAAGCUUAAAUCCAAAACAACACAAAAAACACAGAGCAAAAUUUGCAGCAAUGGGGGACCCUUACGAAUAUGAUCGGUAUUACAAAAAUGCCACUUGUUCUUCUUCUUCUUCUCAAGCUGCUCAGCCGCAUUCGGCCCCCGACGACAUGUCGCUUUUUCUGCAGCAGAUUUUGGUGCGCUCGUCUAGUUCUUUGGCCUCCGUUGUGGCCCAGCCCGGGAAGGCCCCGCAGUUUUUGUUUUCGCCCUCGCCGUCCGUUGGUGCUCUUCUGCCUGGUAAUCUCGAGCAUCCGUGCCACUCUGGUUUCUUCGGGGACGAGAUCACGGCCAUUGAUUCUUCCUCCGCGUUUGUGUCCGCCGGUAAUCCCAAUGUGUCGUCGUCUUCGUUGGGGGCGAGUGAGAACGAGGCCGACGAGUAUGACUGUGAAAGCGAGGAGGGUCUUGAAGCGUUUGUGGAAGCGAAGUCAGGUGGGGGACGGAGUUCUUCAAAGAGAAGCAGAGCUGCAGAAGUUCAUAAUUUGUCUGAAAAGAGGAGGAGGAGUAGGAUCAACGAGAAAAUGAAGGCAUUGCAAAAUCUGAUCCCAAAUUCUAACAAGACGGACAAAGCUUCUAUGCUUGAUGAAGCCAUUGAGUACCUCAAGCAGCUUCAGCUUCAAGUUCAGAUGUUAUCAAUGAGAAAUGGUAUGAGUCUACAUUCUUUGUGCCUACCUGGAACUCUGCAACCUGUACAGCCCUCGCAAAUGAGAAUGGGGCUUGGUGAGGAAAUUAGGCCUCUGCAUUUGGACAUGACAAAUUUGUUCAAUUUAUCCAACCAAUGCACCGCUGCAAACGAGUCAUAUGUACCAGACAUGUCAAAUGUAGUUAAUUCAGAAACGUCGUUUGGGUUGGAACCGUCAAUUAAGGCUCACUUGAGACCCUUUCAACUGCCAGCCUCAUCUCAGGAAAUCUGCAGGGAGGACCUUUUGCAGCACCAACAAAUUAAUGUAAAUCGUUCGGAGAUGAAUCUUUCAGCCACUGAUUCACUUCCCUUUAACGCACGAGUAUCAGAUCUGAAGGGUACGUUUGAUGCACGCAUCAUAGGAAGGGACAGGCAGGAAGGCGGUCUCCUGAAUACUAUAGAACAAUACUUUCACAUUGAUAAGAAGAAGGGUCUCGAACGAUGCCAUCAAAACUGAAAGAAGGCACAGGUGAUGCAUGUUAAGCUCGGCUACCCUAACACAUUUUGGAUUUGGUGUAGCCACAACUUGUAACAGCUUAUGUAAUUCUCCAAAAUUUCUCAGAGCCUCAGUUGCAUGCUCGAAUUAUGCGUAUGCCUCAUAGCAGACCUGUGAUUCGUAAGAGUUUUCUCUUCAAUGCUUUUGGCAAGGCUUUUGAUACGUAAUUGGUAGAAAUAGUAAGGUGGGGAUGAGACACAUGUAAACUCUAUCUAUCCCUUCUUUCUAUGGUUCCUUUUAUUUGGAAAUUAUGCUCCUCGUCACAUUAUAAAUCAUCUGUCAUGUCUAA
This is a messenger RNA of Malus domestica (apple), 1534 nucleotides long. The record is from RefSeq and is a predicted model, not a curated record. Lineage: Eukaryota; Viridiplantae; Streptophyta; Magnoliopsida; Rosales; Rosaceae.